UGUUGAGCCCGCGAGGAGUGAGGCUGAGCCUGGCCGUGCGCGCUCCCAGAGGGCCAGCUCCUGAGACGGAGUUCCUUCUCCGCUGCUUCUGGCUCCGGGCCCCUCCUGCCCAGGGCAAUGCAUCCUUGAGUGGCGGCGUCUGGACCCCAGGCAGCCCCAGAGGACCGAAGCCAAGGAAAGAAGACUGGGGCCAAGACACGCGCCGGGGGCUUGGAUGCCUGGCUUUCUCUGAGGACAUCUUUGGAGCGAGGGUGGCUUUGGGGUGGGGGGUUGUGCUGCAGGGAAUCCAGCCAGGCCCCAAGAUGGACACUUCUGGGCACUUCCAUGACUCGGGGGUGGGGGACCUGGAUGAAGAGCCCAAGUGUCCCUGUCCAUCCUCCGGGGACGAGCCCCAGCCGGCGGCGGCCCCCCAGCAGCCCCCGGGACCCCUGGUGCCGCCUCAGCCCGCACAGCUCCAGCCGCCGCCGCCGCCGCCGCAUCCCUUGUCUCUGCUCGCCCAACUCCAGAGCCAGCCUGUCCAGCCGGGCCUGCUGCACUCCUCUCCCACGACGCUCAGGGGCCUCCCUUCGGCCAACUCCACCGCCGUCCUCCACCCUUCCUCCAGGCAGGGCAGCCAGCUCAAUCUCAAUGACCACUUGCUUGGCCACUCUCCAAGCUCCACAGCCACAAGUGGGCCUGGUGGAGGCGGCCGGCACCGGCGGGACAGCAACCCGUUCACGGAGAUCGCCAUGAGCUCCUGCAAGUACAGUGGUGGGGUCAUGAAGCCCCUCAGCCGGCUCAGUGCCUCCCGGAGGAACCUCAUCGAGGCCGAGCCCGAAGGCCAGCCCCUCCAGCUCUUCAGCCCCAGCAACCCCCCCGAGAUCAUCAUCUCCUCCCGGGAGGACAACCAUGCCCACCAGACCCUGCUCCGCCACCCCAGCGCCACCCACAACCACCAGCAUGUCAGCACCACUCCCAGCAGCACCACCUUCCCCAAAGCCAACAAGCGGAAAAACCAGAACAUUGGCUAUAAGCUGGGACACAGGAGGGCCCUGUUUGAAAAGAGGAAGCGGCUCAGUGACUAUGCUCUGAUUUUUGGGAUGUUUGGAAUUGUUGUUAUGGUGAUAGAGACCGAGCUCUCUUGGGGUUUGUACUCAAAGGAUUCCAUGUUUUCGUUGGCCCUGAAAUGCCUUAUCAGUCUGUCUACCAUCAUCCUUUUGGGUUUGAUCAUCGCCUACCACACGCGGGAGGUCCAGCUCUUCGUGAUCGACAACGGCGCGGACGACUGGCGGAUCGCCAUGACCUACGAGCGCAUCCUGCACAUCAGCCUGGAGAUGCUGGUGUGCGCCAUCCACCCCAUCCCCGGCGAGUACAAGUUCUUCUGGACGGCCCGCCUGGCCUUCUCGUACACGCCGUCGCGGGCGGAGGCCGACGUGGACAUCAUCCUGUCCAUCCCCAUGUUCCUGCGCUUGUACUUGAUCGCGCGCGUCAUGCUGCUACACAGCAAGCUCUUCACCGACGCCUCGUCCCGCAGCAUCGGCGCGCUCAACAAGAUCAACUUCAACACCCGCUUCGUCAUGAAGACCCUCAUGACCAUCUGCCCGGGCACCGUGCUGCUGGUGUUCAGCAUCUCGCUGUGGAUCAUCGCCGCCUGGACCGUGCGCGUCUGCGAAAGGUACCAUGACCAGCAGGACGUCACCAGUAACUUCCUGGGCGCCAUGUGGCUCAUCUCCAUCACGUUCCUGUCCAUCGGUUACGGGGACAUGGUGCCCCACACAUACUGUGGGAAGGGCGUCUGUCUACUCACCGGUAUCAUGGGUGCGGGCUGCACUGCCCUCGUGGUCGCCGUGGUGGCCCGAAAGCUGGAGCUCACCAAGGCAGAGAAGCACGUCCACAACUUCAUGAUGGAUACGCAGCUCACCAAACGGAUCAAGAAUGCUGCCGCCAACGUCCUCCGGGAAACGUGGCUGAUCUACAAACACACGAAGCUGCUGAAGAAGAUCGACCACGCCAAAGUCAGGAAGCACCAGCGGAAGUUCCUCCAGGCCAUCCACCAACUGAGGAGCGUCAAGAUGGAGCAGAGGAAGCUGAGCGACCAAGCCAACACCCUGGUGGACCUUUCCAAGAUGCAGAACAUCAUGUACGACCUGAUCACAGAACUCAACGAUCGGAGCGAAGACCUGGAGAAGCAGAUCGGCAGCCUGGAGUCCAAGCUGGAGCACCUGGCUGCAGGCUUCAGUUCCCUGCCCCUCCUCAUCGCCGACGCCCUGCACCAGCAGCAGCAGCUCCUGUCGGCCAUCGCCGAGGCCCGGGCCGGCCCCGCGGGCGCCACCCACACGCCCCCAGCCUCCGACAGCCCCCUCGGGGUCAGCUCCACCUCCUUCCCGACCCCAUACACAAGUUCAAGCAGUUGCUAGAUAAGCCCCCCACUCCAGAAGCAUUGCCCAUAGGUCUUAAGAUGCAAAUCAACUCUCUCCUGGUCACUCUGCCAUCAAGGACCCAUCGGACCAGGGACCGUAAAGAGGAGAGACCGAGCUAAUCACCCAACUCGUGUUCAUUCAGCGUGCUUGGUUCAACAUGCCUUGAAACUGGAAAUCUAAUCUCUGUUUAGGUGCCUCUACUUGGGAGCAGGAAGAGGAGGUGAGAGGAUGCGGGCCCCUGGCAUCAGGGCUGGUGCAGAACAGAAAUCCACGCUCCAUCUCAGGUCUCACGUGGGGGGCGGGGGGGCAGGUGCACGAGGCAGCCAAGAGAGAAGGAGCCCAGAAGAGGGUUCCAGGGGGGUGGCUUCAGGCUCGGGGGGGUCCCUCCCUAUUGGGGCCUCAGGAAGCCUCCGGGCGACAAAAGGCAGGAAGGGCAGCCACAACUUGCCGAAACAGACGUUCUUUCCUCCCGUACCUUAACCAGUCAUAAAACCCAUUUAGACUAAAAAAAAAAAGACAAAUAAAAAGCCAGAUUUUCCUGUGUGUCUGCAAGUGUGUGCACGCACACACCCCCACAUCCAACACAGGUCUGUCCUUGUUUGAGUUUGACCCGAAGAAAAAGGGACCUGGUACCUCACCCCGCACACAGUAGGCACUAAAUACGUGUGGAGUCAGUUUGAAUCCGAACGUGGGUGCCUUCGGCUCAGGUAGUUUGCUGGUUGGGCACAUCCUGAGCUUCACUAAGACGCAGGCCCCUUCAGACAACAACGCAGGUGCCCACCCUGGACACGCACCGCCCUUGCUGGGUUUGAGAUGGACGCCGAGCCACACUUGUUGGCGGUCUAGAGAGAUAAGCAGCCUUCUAAAACCAACAGCCUGUGCAGAAUUUUCUCCUUAUAUCCAAACCGCUGUGUCCCGGUGGAGCGGGUGACCCGCGUGGGUAUGUAGUGGGAGGGGACGUGCGCACACAGGUGCAGCCCAGGGAGGCCCCCGUGAGGAGGAGCGUGGUCUGGGGAUCUGCUCAGCCACCCUCAUCCAGCAGCGGUGCUCCCACCCCAGGCGUUAGGAGCGCAGAGGGGUCCAGUGCCGCCCCCCGAGAGCUGCUGAGCUGGGACACGUGGUGGUGAGUGGCCCGUGUGGCCCCUUCUCCCCGACCUGAGACCACCUGAGAAUGAAAGAAUCUGAGGAUGAGGGCCCUUAGGGAGGCUUGUGGGUAAGGUGAGGUGACGGAUCUGUCAGCAGCCCGUUCCUACUGUGCCAUGUUAAUCUUGGUGCAAAAACCGUUCGAAUUUGUCUCAAACUCCAAGAAACUUGAGAAACCUCCAGACCCAGCGCAGUGCCCGGCAUCGGGGGUGAGGCACAUGGACCCCAUCUCUCAUUGCUCUGUACGUGACCGUUCGCAACGUUCCUGUGUUUCAUCGCUCUUCUCGUCGUAGGGUCUUUGGCUGCAGCUGGUGGGGAGUUAGACGAGACGGUGUGGAAUGUUUCAUCUGCUUCGGGCAGAGCGUCACGGUGUCAUCUGCGCAUGGUUGUUCUGCGGGGCUUCGCUGUGCACGGGACAUGUCACUUCCCUGACAUCAGAGCUGGGCCAGGUCUUCUAGGGGCAAGGGGAUCACUAGGUGGCAAAGGGUAGAUGACCCUAGAGCCCAGCUACUCGUUCCAGAAGACCUGGUCUCUUGCUAAACUUCCUCUUUUAUCUCCUUUUCCGGCCAUUGUUCCGCCCACAGUCUUGUCCCCGUCUUGGUGACUCCUGGGAGCAUUUCCAUUGGCUGUUUUGCAGACACCAUACUUGCUGCUGGCUCUUUGUUUUUUCACUUGUUCCUUUAACUGUCGAUUAUCUGAAAGAUCACCCUCCUUUUUUAUGUCCCAAGAACGGGCUCCCGUUUCAGUGACGUAUAGCGGAACCGGGAAACAGACGUGCGCGUAGAUGAAGUUACCGUGCAGGGUCUUUGCGGCCAGAGCUCCAUCUCACAAGGGGGAGGCUGCAGGCAGGUGGCCCUGCAUGCGCCCGUCCUGGUCGCUGACCUGCAGCCCUCCCCGCUCCCUCCUGUUCGCCGUCUCCGUUCUGUGUGCGCACAUACAGGGAUUUAGUCUUAACCUCAAAAAAAUGACGUGCAAGAUGCCGCUGACCCGCCCAGGUCAGUGGGUGACUGUAGGCCCUCAUUCAUGCUGUGCACCUCAGUGAAUCCUGAAGACCAGGCCAGCAGCCCUGGUGGGGGGGCGCUGGCAUGCCGGGACACGUGGGCAUCCGUGGCAUGACGUGGCCUAUUGGUAGUGUGACAGCUGGUGUGGUUGACAGUGGUGAUCACGCCUGCUUCCUGGCCUCACGAUGUGACCGGGAGGCUGCUUCUCUGUCCUAGUGUUUCAGCUUUGUGUGGGGGAAGUGAUCCCUUCUCCAGGAGUGCAAUCAACCCCGAUGACCUCAGUAUUGACUACCCAAAGUGUAGGCCCCUCCAGGCUUUCUCCCUACAGCCCAUCUUCUGGUUAAUUCCACUGUGCCUCAGCAUCACGGUCAGAUGGAAAACGGUGGCAGGUGCCUUCUUGCUCCUUAUUCUCAAGUUUAGUGGCGGAGGAGGUUUCGUUAGCUACUCGAGAAUUGGCUAUAUGUCAAAACCAUUCGUUACAAUAACCUCACUCUAAUACUGAACUGAUUGAGUUCUGCCCACUCCUGGAAGGCCGGCCCAGUGGCAGAGCCCCGCUAUGACUUUUCUGAUAACUUAGUGACGGGUAAGAUACCCUAAUGGUCCCGAAAAUAUCUAGACACUUGAAUAAAAACUGCAGAGCCACCCCUCAUCAUGUAAGCCAUACUCUAGCCUCAUGUACUGUAAAGCCAGGGACGUACUGUGAUACUUUAAGACCACUGGUCUCCGUGGAAUUUCAGGACAUAGCAUCAGCUGGUAAAUUUUACCAGACUAGGGGCUCCGUCCUCCUUAGACUGAAGUCCAAAUACAAAUCUGCACCUUUGGGUCAAAGGCCACCCAUGUCUGAUCAUCAUCAAUAAAUUGUCAUAAAGUG
This is a messenger RNA of Leptonychotes weddellii (Weddell seal), 5414 nucleotides long. The record is from RefSeq and is a predicted model, not a curated record. NCBI's taxonomy places the organism in Eukaryota, Metazoa, Chordata, Mammalia, Carnivora, Phocidae.